Molecule: messenger RNA, 473 nt
Organism: Plodia interpunctella (Indianmeal moth)
Lineage: Eukaryota; Metazoa; Arthropoda; Insecta; Lepidoptera; Pyralidae
Exons: 3
Coding region: 70-399 (109 amino acids)
Source: RefSeq, a predicted model, not a curated record
GCUAUAUUUAGCAGUUGCUGGCGUGUAGUGUAACUGUAUUGUUGAAACAAUUUGACUUUUGGCUACAAAAUGUUCUGUCAAGGAUAUAUGGUUAUUUUUACACUAUGUGUAUUGGUGAAUAUCAGCUAUGGGGCUCAAGCAAUUAGAAAGCCUGUACCGAAGCCGGCGGAAUUAGCUGAUCAGCCUGGUUGCUACGAACCAGAUUUGAAGACGGUAUUACCCUAUGACAAACCUUACCUUUCGAAGGAUUGCAGCCAGUAUAUUUGCCAUAACAAUGGUGAAAUUGUUAUUUCGAGUUGCGGUUCCGUAUUUGUGGGUGAGGGUCAGGUCCAAGUCAAAGGGAAUAAGUCUCUGCUUUACCCCGACUGUUGCGACUCUGUGAAGCCGAAGGAUCCCUAAAAUAUUGAUUGUCUGUUUUUAUUCAUAUUCAUUAUUCAUGCCUAUAACACUAUGAUAAAUGAAUGCGAAAUAUA